Pangasianodon hypophthalmus (striped catfish) is the source of this 4557-nucleotide messenger RNA. Its product is annotated as acidic mammalian chitinase-like. Lineage: Eukaryota; Metazoa; Chordata; Actinopteri; Siluriformes; Pangasiidae. Gene Ontology annotation, molecular function: chitin binding; chitinase activity. The record is from RefSeq and is a predicted model, not a curated record. The coding region runs from base 35 to 1450 and encodes 471 amino acids. Gene Ontology annotation, cellular component: extracellular region. The transcript is spliced from 11 exons. Gene Ontology annotation, biological process: carbohydrate metabolic process; chitin catabolic process.
CUGGAAAGGUAGCCAGUGCAAAACUGCAUCCACAAUGACAAGACUUAUUCUACUCACAGGCAUUUGCCUGUUAUUUAUUCAACUUGUUUCAGCUUAUCAGCUUAUAUGCUACUUCACCAACUGGGCCCAGUACAGACCUGAUCCUGUGAAGCAUUUGCCUGCCAACAUUGAUCCUUUCCUGUGCACACAUCUGAUCUACGCGUUCUCCAUCAUUGACUCUGCAAAUCAUCUGGCUACCUACAAGUGGAACGAUGAGACUCUCUACCAAUCGUUCAAUAGUCUGAAGCAAAGUAAUCCAAGCUUGAAGACACUUUUGGCUGUUGGAGGAUGGAAUUUUGGUUCAACUCAAUUCUCUACCAUGGUGUCCACACAAGCCAACAGAAAUACAUUCAUCCAUUCCUCCAUCAGCUUUCUCAGAAAGUAUGGAUUUGAUGGCCUGGAUCUAGACUGGGAGUAUCCUGGAGCAAGCGGCAGUCCUCCAGAGGACAAGCAAAGGUUUACUCUGCUCUGUCAGGAGCUUCGACAAGCCUAUGAGGCUGAAAGCAGUGCUACAGGACAUCCCCGGCUUAUGGUCACAGCUGCAGUGGCUGCUGUAAAAUCAACUAUAGAUGCUGGAUAUGAAAUUGCUGAGAUUUCCAAGUACCUGGACUUCAUUAGUGUGACAACCUAUGACAUUCAUGGGUCUUGGGAAAGUUUCACUGGACACAACAGUCCUCUGUAUCAAUGGUCUCAGGAAACAGGAGCUCAAAUCUACCUUAAUACUAAUUACUCAAUGACAUACUGGAAGAAUCAGGGUGCUCCAGUGGAGAAGCUGAGGAUGGGUUUUGCCACAUAUGGCAGAACGUUCCAACUGUCGUCUACAGCGAGUGGCCUGGGAGCUCCAUCAAGUGGCCCUGCUUCUGCUGGCACCUACACCGGAGAGCCAGGCUUCUGGUCUUACUAUGAAGUCUGCAGCUUCCUUCAAGGAACCAGCGUACAGUGGAUCCAGGAUCAGAAAGUACCCUAUGCCACAAAAGGGGCUCAGUGGGUUGGCUUUGACACCAAGGAGAGUUUUGACACAAAGGUGACCUACCUCAAAGAUUUUAAUUUUGGAGGGGCCAUUGUGUGGGCUCUUGAUUUGGAUGAUUUUACUGGACAGUUCUGUGGACUGGGAAAAUACCCUCUCAUCAACGAGCUCAAGAAACUGCUAAGCAAUGCUCCUGAGUUUACAACCUCAUCUGCUCCUCCUAUGACUCCUCCUGUUGCAGUUCCUAUUACACAUCCUGCUGAAGCUCCUCCUGCUCCUCUUCCUGCUACAGUUUCACAGUGGUAUUGUGCAGCCAAGAAAGAUGGUAUCUAUACAAAUCCUUUUGAUAAUAAAUCUUUCAUCCAUUGUGCUGCUGGCAGAAAAUGUGUAAAACCCUGCCCUGCUGGCACUACCUACAAUGAGAGCUGCCAGUGCUGCAGCUAGCAAUAAAACUGCCACAAGAUGUUAGUGAACACAUGAUGUAGACAUGAUUUAAAAUACAUUAGCAACAGAUUAGCAAAAUAUCUGAACAGUUGUCUGAACAUGGCUUCAUUGGCUUGAUACUUACAAAUAUUAUAUUUCUCUAUCUUUAAAAAUAUUGCAUAGAUAAUUUAUCUAUCUAAGUGCUAACUUUAUUAUCAUUGAUCUUUACUAACAGGAUUUAAUUAUGAUUGGUAUUUUUUCAUUUUUAAUUUUAUAUAGUAUGGGCUCUAAAAACAUUAUAUACUAGACACUCCCACAAUUUAAAUGCUCUUUACUGUCAGCUGUAUUUUUCCAGAUUUAGCAAUAUGCAUGGUAAAUAAACAUAAUAAACCACACUUUUAUUUCUAUGAUCAAACCCAAAGGCUUACACUAUUUAUUAAUUCAGCUUGAAGUAUAAGUUCAUAUACCACCAAAUUCAUAAACUGCUUCUUUAAAAAAACACUCAUCCAGUUAUAGCUGGAGAGCUAAGGAGUUGGAGGUGUUGGAGAAGAAUCAGAUAUGACUGAAUCUGAAGCUGGAUCUGUGGCACACAUAAGCACAUGGAGGAGUUGCUAGUUUCCCUAAUUCAUAGCAGUGCAAGGCCAAACAAUCUCCAAAAAUCUUUGAGCAUUUUACUUAAUAGCUUUGAUUCUUCAAAAGUUCAGGUUAAUGGAAUGACACUUCAUGUGACAAGGCACAUCAACAGCAUGCCAAAUAAUCUCUAUAUAGUGUCACAUUCUGAAAUGUUGAAAUGUUUCUUUCUCUCCUUCAUUAAAAUAUCAAAAGCGUAGUGGCAGAAUACUGUCACAAUAUGUAUAAAGUUGUGUUAAAGCACAAAAUGCAUGGAUUCAGGCUGUGAAUUCAGACAUCAUCCUGCAUAGUAUGUUCAUCAACAUAGUUUAUUUGCAAAUACACAGCAACUAUUUGCCCCUGUGUUUGAAGUCAUAAUCAGUCACAUUUUUUUAAAAUGGGGAUAAUAAAGAAAUUUCACAUUGUAUCAUAUAAGCUGGAAUUGGUAUGUCAGCACAAUGAUCAUCAAUAUUAGCACAUUAGAUUGGAUGUAUUUCUCUGUAACUUGGCAGACAGAAUGUUUCUGUAGACUUCUGAAUUCAUUCUGCUGCUGCCAUCAUGACUUAAAUCAUCAGUAAAGAUUCGUGAGCCCAUUCCAGAAGCAGCCAUGCAAGCCCAAGCCAUGACACUACCUCCACCGUGCUUGACCAUCACUUUGGUAGAGGUUAAUCUUCGUUCCAGAACUUUUGUGGCUCAUCUAUUUCUUUGCGAAUUCCAAUCUGGCCUUCCGAUUCUUACUGCUAAUGAGUGGUUUAAAUCUUGUGGUUAUAUUUCUAUAAAGUUUUCUUCGAACAGUGGAUUGUGAUAUCUUCACCCCUGCCCUGUGGAGGUUGUUGGUGAUGUUGAUUGUUAGUACAUCAGUGGUUUCUUUCUUUUUCAGGAUAUUCCAAAUUGUUGUAUUGGCUACGCCCGGUGCUUGUGCAAUGGCUCUGAUCGAUUUUCCUUCUUUUUUCAACUUCAAAAUGGCUUGCAUUUCUAACAGAAACAGCUCUCUGGUCUUCAAGUUGGUUUAUCCUUUUUAACAACACAUGAAGUUUUCAUAGGCGAAACCCACGGCUCUGUAAAACAUUCAGAGCUCUUAAUUCUUUAAACAAUUAAUCUAACAGGGCACACUGGGGCAACAAGAAACACCUGUCAAUUACAUGUUCCAUUAUUUUUAAUCACUUGGAAAAUGUGUAUGUCCAAACAAAAGGUGUCAUGUUCUAAGUUAACACAUCUAAAUGUAACUAUCACGAAAUGAAAGCUGAAACUCUGAGCUCAUAUUCAUCCUUUGAUGUCAAACCCAAAUGUCUUCAUUGUUUGGCCUUGUCGUUCCACUGAGGGGACCGUACAUUUAGUUAAAAAGUUUCUGUUAGCCCUUUGUUAUAAACAUACUAUUUUGUUAUUUUUGUAGCUUUUUUAUUUUUGUGUUUUCUGACCUAGACAUGUUUAUGAAUUAAAGGAAGCCAUACAUGUGUCUGUUUUAUAUAUAUAUACAUAUAUAUAUACAUAUAUAUAUAUAUAUACACAUAUAUAAAGGCAGUAGACUUGCACGUCAAGAUUUGGUUAUGGAUGUUGAUAAGUUAGCAGAUCAGAAUAUGACAGUGUAUUUUUAUGAUUUGCGUAUAUACAGACCUGCAUUUACAUGUUAACAUAAAGAAGUGAGACAUGCAAAAGAAGGGGUACAUGUGAAUGAUGCAAAGAAUAACUAAAGCACAAUGGCAUGUCUGUAACACUAGGUCUAGACAUUAUCACUACCUGUCACUGUCUGUAUCUGUAUUGACAGUGAAUUAAUGCAGACCCAGACAAUUUAACAGUGUGUAUUUAUUUAGUUUGACCUUCAUGUACAGAGUAUAUUUCUAUGCUCUUCUUUAGCCAUGUAAUUUGACAUGAAUGCAGUUUUGUUCCCCCCUUACUACUGUAAAUAUUGUAUCUGUGCUGUAAAUAUUGAAUCUAUACAGUAAAUAUUGCAUGUGUGCUGUCAAUACCUUUAGGCAAAGUCAUUCAGUGAUCUUAAAUAGAGUGUAAUACAAUAUAAAUAUAUAAAUAGUGCUGUGAAUGUGUUGCAGAGUCCAAUAUUUAACUUGUAGUGUAUUCUACAACAAGACAGUGUUGUGUAUGAUCAAAUUCUCCACCUUCUGUAUGUAUAGAAACACUUGUAAAUAUAGCUUCAUAUGAAAUUCCGGCUCUGGUGUAAACAAAACUCAUUAUAAUCAGAGCAGAACAGUUACACAAUACACUGUCCUGUAUGUCACAAGUUUCCCAAGGUUUUGGGAACAGCCGCCGCUUUAAUGUGGCUUUUACAAGACAUGGGUGUGCAUAGUUUUGGUCCCAUCUUUUAUCUCUCAUACUAAAAGAGAAUUUCAUUAGCUCUAUUGAUUUUGUCUUGUACAGAUUUUGCAGAUUUAAAUAUCAUUAAAAUGUGGGAAAAUUAUACAUUUUUUGGUGUAAUACAGGUUUAUUGUUUUUUAUUUAAAGAACAUAUUGAUUACAGCAAAUUUGUAUAAAAAAAACAUAAAUGUUCAACUGGUUAAACUGUA